Molecule: messenger RNA, 1920 nt
Organism: Salvelinus sp. IW2-2015
Lineage: Eukaryota; Metazoa; Chordata; Actinopteri; Salmoniformes; Salmonidae
Gene: calhm2.1
Product: calcium homeostasis modulator family member 2, tandem duplicate 1
Cellular component (GO): plasma membrane
Molecular function (GO): monoatomic cation channel activity
Source: RefSeq, a predicted model, not a curated record
AGUUCCUGACGAUGAGUCACUGAACAUGCCCAGACCCCAGACAACACACACGAAGAGGAAUGUUUCUCCCCCCGAACCUACCAGCAUGGACUCUUUGGUACUUUAGGAAAUCAUAUACCCAUUUUUGCUUUUACUCACAGAUUUUGUUUUUCAACCGUUCUACACAAAGAAUGUACCUCAAAUAUCCUAUCUCCCGGCUAUAGAAUCGUGACUCCCCAGUGUGCAAGCUCCAAAAUAGGAAAACCCUCCAUUGCUCUCCAGUGUCAGACAACACACCAAACAUUUCAAAAUGGCUGCUCUCAUCACAGAGAACUUCAAGUUUGUCUCGCUCUUCUUCAAGAGCAAGGACGUAAUGAUCUUCAAUGGCCUGAUAGCCCUGGGCACGGUGGCCAGUCAGACCAUGUACAACAUAUUUGCCUUCGACUGCCCGUGCUCCUCCGGGCGGAACUAUCUCUAUGGCCUGGCAGCCAUCGGGGUGCCCGCCCUGGCAUUCUACCUCGUUGGCAUCAUGCUGAAUAAGAGUACCUGGGAUCUGGUGUCUGAGUGCCGCCUCAGGAGGUGCCGGAAACUAUCGGGGGCGGCUGCCUUCGCCGUCCUGGGCACUAUCAUUGGCAGAGCGGCCGUGGCUCCCGUGACGUGGGCUGUCAUCUCACUGUUACGUGGGGAGGCCUAUGUCUGUGCCCUCAGUGAGUUUGUGGACCCUUCAACCUUGGAGGGUUUUCCCUCUGGACAGGGUUUAGAGGUCAUGGCCAGGUUUCCCUGUAAGGCCACGGUCCCACAGGAGAUGCAGGGAUUUUGGGCGGAGAUUGAACGCCGGCUGAAGUAUGAGUCUCAGCUGCUAGGGUGGCUGAUGGUGGCGGGGAUGGCAGUGGUUCUGUUCCUCCUGCUGUGCAUGAAGCGCUGCUGCUCUCCCCUGGGCUACCAACAGGAGGCGUACUGGUCCCAGUUCCGCUCCAACGAGCACGACCUCUUCCAGCGCACGGCCGACGUGCACACCCGUAUCCUGGCUGUUGAGAGUGUGAAGAGCUACUUUGGCUUCGUGGCCCUGGAAAAAGAGGAGAAACAGCAGCUGGAGGAGCACCAGAGUGCCAACCCCAUCUCUAGUACAGAGUGGAACCGGAUCACUGGGAUCUGCUUGUACAGAGAGAAAAAGGGAUUGCCCCUCUAUAGCCGCCUCAACAAGUGGGCUCAGUACAGUGUGGAGAACAACAUAGACGCCAUGGAGAAAGAGAUGGACACUCUGAGCUGACUGGCACUGGACACCCCAGUGUUCUUCAGCCAUGAUCCUGGGAACCCACUGGGAGUGCAGGCUUUUGUUCCAGCCCAGCACUGACACAUUCAACUAAUUAACUUAAUAGUCAAGUCCUUGAUUAGUUGAAAGAAUCAGGUGUGUAAGCACAGGGCUGGAGCAAAAGCAUGCCCACCUGAUGUGUCCCCGGGACCAGGGUUGAAGAACACUGACCUAGGUAGAUUCGUCUUUUACUUGUAUUAUCCCACAUUUAUAUUUAUAACACCCUUCGGCUAGUGAUGGCACAUGAUAACUAUUGGAAGUAAAUUGGAAUGGACUCAAGUAUGGAUUGAACUAAUGUUCCCAACGUUACACUGUCAUUGUUCCCCAUUUACUUCUGUUCUCUUCCACUUUUCAAAUGGUUGUAAUGGUUGAUAAAGGACGAUAGUAUUUUUUCUGAGUUUGUGUUUACAUGCUUAUUGUGUCUAGUUCAGUGUCCAUGUUUAACAGAACAUUUUAUGCAGGUGUUUUACCCUCCCUCUCAAUAAGAGACAAGCUCUCAGACUAGAUGGCCUGUUACUGUAAAAUCCUGCACUUCCAAACACCAGCUCGUAGACAGAGCACCGUUUUCUCUGUCAGGAUUCAGUUCUGUUGCUUUUUAUUUCGUAAUUUUCCAUAAAAACAACCUAUUA